AGCCAUCACAGAGCUGCACUGCAUCCUGGUGAAUUCACCAAGCUGAUCCUUGUGACUAGGCUGGUAGCACAGUACCUACUGGUCCCAGCCUCAGCCUUGAUUGACCUGACGGACAGAGCAGCAACACAUGCCAAAAGCAUCGCCCACUCGUUCUAUAGCAGCAUCAUACACAUCCGCACACCGACUGCAUGCACAGCGGCUCGCACACUUGUAACGAACUGGGGCGGAGGAAGCCAGCUCUCGGACCGCCGAGUCGUUCACCCUCAACGACCGACCAGACGCGCAACACGCGCUGCACAAGUGCCCCCUUCAAACGCUUCCCUGCCUCGUAAACGAGUCCGAGCUCCGUAGUAUCCGUUUGUUAAAUCCUCACUGUGGCAGCACGUUGUAGCCUCCAGGUAUCCCUUCCGUAAAGUCCCGUCGAAGCGUGUUUUUCGCGCCAUCCGGAAUAAACCGCGGUUCUUUUUCGUAACACGCGGGACCAGGAGCACCUGAACGAGCCUCCUAGCGCGAAGCUUGUUUAACACGGAGAUGGCCAUGGCGCGGCAGCGCUACCUGCUUCUCACGGCGCUCCUUCUCCUCGUUCUCGCCGCGCUCCCAGCUUCCGAUUCCGCCUCAGACCUCCCGCACCAGCCGAACCUCCUAAAGCGGUUCGUCACGGCGUGGCGGGAGUGGCACGGCACGUCGGCGUCCCGCUCGUCCACGUCAGCAUUGCUUCGGCACCGCCGCUACCUCAGCGCCGACCCGGCAGACGCUGCUGACGUGGCGCGCGUGCUGCGCCGACGUGGCGGGUGGUGGCACGACGCGGACGGUCAGGCGUACGUUUCAACUGCUGGAGAUGAAACGGUGAAGGAGGUGGUUGAUGACGUGACAGAGGGCUUUGUUGCACGGAGAAGGAGAAAGCUGGCUGCGGGGGAUGCCAAGGGCCCCUGCACUCCCCUCGCGGAGGCCAAACUCGUUACAGUCACAACCGAAGAGGAUAUUGCCAAGCGAAAACAGUACUCCAACAAAGAAACCGUUAUCCUGGAAUUGGCAAACGACAUCACUCUUACCAAGGGAAUUGUUUUCGACGCUGCGUAUCGGUGUACCAUCUUCCGAUCGAGCGCGGGUAAAACGAAUUACAAGAUUUCUUACAUGGGGGACAGGGAGCCGCUGCUGCAAAUCUCGAACACCAGCAACGUUAUCAUCUUGCGCAUCAACUUUUGGAUGGGUGUAUCAAUGAGUUCGCCCGAGUGUACUGAUUUCCUGUACACGGAUAUGGGGAUGGGGAACACGUGCCCUACAAUUCUGCUGUGGCGGGUGCACAACACGCAAGUUGCUAAGGGCUUCGUGUAUGGGCGCAUUGAUGUCAUCCGUGCCAUGUCAUCACGCAUCGACAACAUGAAGGGUACAGGGUUACCACUCUUCGUCAAGUCGCCCGGGGUCAUCCGGGUGUCCUUCUCUGGCUACGGCCCCGCUCUCCUCAAAUCCUGGGUGGCCAUUUCCAACAACGAAGUAUACGGCGUGGACCAGCCUAUCACUCUCCUCAACGGCGCGGUUGGAGUGAUGGUCCGACGAAACUACAUCCACGAUUUUCUGUUCGCGGGGAUUCGGUGCGGCGCUGACGUGCACAACCAGGGGGACUGCAUGCUGACGACCAUCAGCAACAACCUCAUCGUCGCGUCGGGGCUCAACAUGUCGGGCGAUCGAGACGCCGCGGGGAUUUACUACUGUACACAUUUCUUCAACCCGGGGAAUGUUGCUGAGUGUAAUUACAUAUUCAACGGCGACCAUUGUUACUAUUUGGAUUACGUUUCGUCGGGGAUUAUCAUUCGCGGAGGGGCGUGUGUGAACACGUUUGACGGAAUGAAGGUCAACAAUGGGAAAUGGAACGUUAUAACGGAUGUUAUUAUGAAGGGGACGCAGAAUCUGCCUGGCUGGGUGGCGUGUUUCACACCCACCAGCAACAACUGCCUCAAACACUCUGGAGAGUACUGGGAGCAAAUGCGGUUAAAAUACUACAAUACACCCGCCAUAUUGAAGGCGUACCCAUGGUUCCCAACCGUCUGCAAAGAGAGGACCAUCAAUGGCUACCCGUGCAACAUACAGAGGAAAGGGACCUUGUCGGGACUCCAGACCGGCUACUGUAGCGGGCUGCCCACAAAUAACACUCUCAAGCUGAUCACAGUGCAGACAUCAGACCAUGAGCUCGGUUUCAGGUACUGCGAACGGCGGCUCCCUACAGUGGAGAGUGGGCGACUCAACACUUACUUAAAAUUCAACAUCUCCAGACCUCCCAGGGCAAAGUUUGCCAACUACCACCGGAACGACUUUGGAGUCACCUCCAGAGAAUCGGUCAUCUACAAAAAGUUCCCCAACUUCAAAAACUGCCCGAGGAGCACUGUCGGGCAGAAGAGAGUUCCGGAUAGUUUCUACUACGGUUGGUACAACCGGCCAAUGCCGUUUGGUUUCAUGGCCGUCUUAAACAUGGGGAAGUUGCACAUCCACGACUCCCCUGGCUGGCCCUAGCGUUCUCUCCCUCUCCCUGUACAUUGCCUGUUGCAUGUGUAAUGCUUACAAGAGUAGAGUUCUGCACGUGUACAGUUUUUAGAAUACGGCCAUCAGCCAAACUGAAAUUCCUCAGCCUG
Molecule: messenger RNA, 2627 nt
Organism: Closterium sp. NIES-67
Lineage: Eukaryota; Viridiplantae; Streptophyta; Zygnematophyceae; Desmidiales; Closteriaceae
Source: the annotation of a GenBank genome assembly